Molecule: messenger RNA, 309 nt
Organism: Anisakis simplex (herring worm)
Lineage: Eukaryota; Metazoa; Nematoda; Chromadorea; Rhabditida; Anisakidae
Source: the annotation of a GenBank genome assembly
AUGUUCUCAUCGGUCUAUUGCAAUGAAAGUAGUGCGCAUCAUAUGGUAACACCAGGGGACAUAAAGUUCGUCAUAUUCACGUCCUACAGCGACGCAGCAGGAAUUAACGCAGCGCUGAAAGCUGGUGAGCCGUGGUUACCUUGUAGGAUGGCUCGUCGAGAAUCUAUUUUUAUGGUUUCUAUUGACGGUGACGUACGUGAACACAAAACGAUAAAUGUCCUACAUUGCCUACCGAAAAAAAUGUUGAUGACUCUGAAUGUUGAUAUUUCGAUUGGCUUGAGCCCAGGCACAGGCUCGACCAUGGAUUGA